GUCUCGCGGUGCUACGGCUCGGACCCCGGAGCCGCGGGCCCGGCACCCCAGCCGCACCACAAAGGCUGAACCCGGAGGAGGCCGGGGAAGGGAGGAGCGCGGGUGCGCGCAGACGAACGGGGAGCGCGCGGGGCGCGGGGAGCAGCGCGGGCAGGAGCGCGGGGCGCUCUCAGAGCGCGGGAGCGCGGGGAGCACCGCCCGCACCUUCCUUUGUGUGGCGCGGCCGCGGCGGCGCUGGCUCGCGCCGGGUCCCCAUCCCCGCCCCCGCCCCCGCCCCCGCCCGGAGCUCCGGUCCCUUCCCGGCAAGAUGGCAACCCCGGCCGCCGUCAACCCUCCGGAAAUGGCUUCAGACAUACCUGGAUCUGUGACCUUGCCUGUUGCCCCCAUGGCGGCCACCGGACAGGUGAGAAUGGCAGGGGCCAUGCCUGCCCGAGGAGGAAAGCGGCGAUCCGGAAUGGACUUCGAUGAUGAAGAUGGUGAAGGUCCCAGUAAAUUCUCAAGAGAGAACCACAGUGAGAUUGAGCGGCGCAGGCGGAACAAGAUGACUCAAUAUAUUACGGAACUCUCGGAUAUGGUUCCCACCUGCAGUGCACUGGCUAGGAAGCCAGACAAGCUGACCAUUCUGCGCAUGGCGGUCUCGCACAUGAAGUCCAUGAGGGGCACUGGCAACAAAUCUACUGAUGGCGCAUACAAGCCUUCCUUCCUCACUGAGCAGGAACUAAAGCAUCUCAUCCUUGAAGCCGCUGAUGGAUUUCUGUUUGUGGUGGCAGCCGAGACAGGGAGAGUAAUCUAUGUGUCUGAUUCCGUCACUCCUGUCCUGAACCAGCCACAGUCAGAAUGGUUUGGGAGCACACUCUAUGAGCAGGUGCACCCUGAUGAUGUGGAGAAACUGAGAGAACAGCUGUGCACUUCAGAAAACUCCAUGACAGGACGAAUCCUGGACCUGAAGACUGGGACAGUGAAGAAGGAGGGACAGCAGUCGUCCAUGCGCAUGUGUAUGGGCUCUCGGCGCUCCUUCAUCUGUAGGAUGAGGUGUGGAAAUGCUCCCUUGGACCACCUGCCUUUGAACAGAAUAACCACCAUGAGGAAAAGGUUCAGGAAUGGCCUUGGCCCUGUGAAAGAAGGAGAAGCCCAGUAUGCCGUGGUCCACUGCACAGGCUACAUCAAGGCUUGGCCACCAGCAGGAAUGACCAUACCUGAAGAAGAUGCUGAUGUCGGACAAGGCAGUAAAUAUUGCCUUGUGGCAAUUGGGAGGCUCCAGGUGACCAGCUCUCCUGUGUGCAUGGACAUGAGUGGCAUGUCAGUGCCCACAGAGUUCCUGUCACGGCACAACUCUGAUGGGAUCAUCACAUUUGUGGACCCAAGAUGCAUCAGUGUGAUUGGCUACCAGCCCCAGGACCUUCUGGGAAAGGACAUUUUGGAAUUCUGCCACCCUGAGGAUCAGAGCCACCUACGGGAGAGCUUCCAGCAGGUGGUUAAGCUGAAGGGCCAAGUGCUGUCGGUCAUGUAUCGGUUCCGCACCAAGAACCGGGAGUGGCUGUUGAUCCGUACCAGCAGCUUCACCUUCCAGAACCCCUACUCUGAUGAGAUCGAGUACGUCAUCUGCACCAACACCAAUGUCAAGCAACUUCAGCAACAGCAGGCAGAACUGGAGGUACACCAGAGAGAUGGGCUGUCAUCAUACGACUUAUCUCAGGUCCCGGUACCCAACCUACCCGCUGGUGUUCAUGAGGCAGGGAAGUCUGUGGAAAAGGCAGAUGCCAUCUUCUCCCAAGAGCGAGACCCUCGUUUUGCUGAGAUGUUUGCAGGCAUCAGUGCAACGGAGAAGAAGAUGAUGAGCUCAGCCUCAGCAUCAGGCAGCCAGCAGAUCUACUCCCAAGGAAGUCCAUUCCCCGCAGGGCACUCGGGCAAGGCCUUCAGCUCUUCCGUGGUCCACGUGCCUGGAGUGAAUGACAUUCAGUCCUCCUCCUCCACGGGACAGAACAUAUCACAGAUCUCCCGGCAGCUGAACCAGGGCCAGGUGGCAUGGACAGGCAGCCGUCCACCCUUCCCAGGGCAGCCCAGCAAGACUCAGUCAUCUGCCUUCGGAAUUGGGUCAAGCCACCCCUACCCAGCUGACCCUUCAUCCUACAGUCCUCUCUCCAGUCCAGCUGCCUCCUCACCAAGCGGAAACGCAUACCCAAGUCUUGCCAACAGGACUCCAGGGUUUGCUGAGAGUGGACAGAGUGGUGGGCAAUUCCAGGGCCGGCCCUCGGAGGUCUGGUCCCAGUGGCAGAGCCAGCAUCACGGACAACAGAGUGGUGAGCAGCACUCCCACCAGCAGCCUGGCCAGACUGAAGUGUUCCAGGUAAAUCCAGCGAGCAGCGCCUUCUCGUAGGUGACAUGCUACCCAUGCCGGGCGACCCGACGCAGGGGACUGGCAACUAUAACAUCGAGGACUUUGCUGACCUGGGCAUGUUCCCUCCAUUUUCUGAGUAGCUUCAGGCAAAGCCAGGCUUCUACUGUCCAGGCGCUAUUAUCAUGACAUAGAUGCCCGUGUUCAAAGAGGGCCCCCUCACCCAGCUUGCCCUGCUGCAGGACCCCCAGACAUCCCCCUUAUUCCCAUCCUCCCUGGACAUGGCAUCACCUGGCUCUAACCCACAGCCCUGGCUUCUUGGGUUUGGGAUCUUUGUAUUUAUUGUACUUUAUCUGUGUGCUCAGAAGGGGGCCUCCAGGAUCUUAAAUUCCAUUGUGAAUAAUCUAUUAAUGGACAAUUUGCACCCAUCAAGUGUUUGCUUGAUCCACAAUGGCUGGCAGCACCAGCAGGUCUGCCUGGCGCAGAAGCUGGGUUUCUUUCUGCUUUUUCACAGCUGCUGCCUGGAGGCUUCGUGUCAGAGUGAGAGGCAGUAACCUCUGCAUUUUGAGCUGGAGUCAGGAGCACAGGAUGUGAGUCUCCCACACUAGCUAUCCUUGAUGGCCUGGGGCCAGGUGUGCUUUAAACCUGAGAAUCAAAGUUGUGGCUUGGUAGAUGUACUGUGGUGUGUUGGUGUGUGUGGCCAGUGCAAGUGAGAAGCCAUCCCCAUUCAGCUGCAUUUCAAAGGAGAGCAUGACUGGAGCCUGGGAGCUGGGCUGACUCCCCAGAAGCCAGGGCUGGCGAGCUGCUCACUCUCUAAGUCAGUUCUUUGGUUUCCUGCCCUUUUACACACAUCCUCCACUUCUUAAAGUUUCUAGUCCUUCCUCCUUGUGGCCUAUGAGAGCGUUCACGCUUCUCUUACUAGGUCUGAGGGACAGUGUCCUGACUCCAUGAAGGUCACUGCGUGCUCCCUGCUCUGCCGCAGAGAAGAGCUGAUUUCUGCCCAGCGCCUUCAGGAAGCCAGACCUGGCCCUCUGUAUAGGAUUCGGAUACCUGGAAAGAAGAUGGGGCCACACUCUGGGUGGAGAAGGGUUCGCUGGGCCACCUGAGCCUCUGUCCUCAGCAGGCAGGAGAGGCAGGAGUAUCUCAGGGGUGGGUGCAGGGGGGGAGACACAGCCAGGACUGUGAGGCCAGGGACUCUGCUCUGGCCAAGCUUCUACGAAGACCUGAAUUCCUCAGUGGUCUUAAGGUAGAACUAUGAGCUAACUUCUAGAACAACAGUUCUCAGUCUGUGGGCUGUGUUGGGGGUGUCAGACUACAUUCCACAGGGGCUAUAUGUCAGAUAUUCUGCAUUUUAGAUAUUUAUAUAAUGAUACAUAACAGUAGAAAAUUACACUUAUAAAAUAACAAUGAAAAUGAUCUUAUAGUUGAAGGUCACCACUACAUGAGGAACUAUAUAAUAAAGGGUCACAGAGUUAGGAAGGUUGAAAGCCACUGUUCUAGAAGCUUCUACCUGGCCUAUCUCUGACAUUAGAGUUCCUGUGUUGGUCAGAUUUUAUAGAGCUUCAGAUUCCACCCAUUCCACCCUGCCCCUCCCCCACUCCAUAUGCUUCUAUGAGUUCUCUUUGCCUCCCUUCACUUAAUCAACCCACACCAAGAUACCUCACACCAGGUAUCAGCCCACUGAUGCCCAAAUGUGAGAGAAGCCACAGAGCUAGCUGGGGUCCUCCAGAAUCCUUUCAGGAACCUCUUGUUAGAACAGUGGAGGGCAUGCUCUCAGAACAGACCUACCAUGCUGCCUGGCUCCUGAGAAGCUGGGAGUACAAGAGGCUCCAGAACGCACAGGGGCAGAAUGAGUGUGUAGAUUAAGAGCCUUGCAGAACACCACUCCACUCAGAAGCUCAGCUCUGCCAUUGUUUGGACAGGACUCACUUGAAAACUUUACUUGGCUCAGCAGACUGCCCUUGGCAGCAACCCGCCCUAAGGGAUUCCCGUUCCUGACAAACCCCAGCCCCAGAGAUCCCCAAGCAGCUUUGAAUCCCAGCCCCAGAGAUCCGCAAGCAGCUUUGAAUCCAUUCCAUGGAGAGUAUGGACACACAGUCGGAGCUUCAUCUCAGCCUCAGAACCCCCCAAACGUCUCCUAUGUGUGCUGCCUAAUUUGGCUUCUGUCCCCAGCAGCCUGGAGCUGGCCCCAGGUGGUGAGCAUAAGUUAUAAAAGGGAAAAAGGCUCAAAGCUAGCUUCAGGAGCAAAGAAUGCUUUGCAGCGAUGAGAACAGCCCGAGGCCUUUAGCUUGUGAAUUAAGAAGUGUGGAAGCUAUGGGUUUGGUUUUAUUGCCUUUCGUGGGAAGUGGGUGCUUUUCUUGGGGUGUGACAUGGACUGUCACACUGCCUUGGGUUCAGGGCACUAAGGUCUGCCAGAAGAAAUAGGACAGAAUUCUCGCUUGCAAUCAUCUCAUGCCUUCUCUCUGUUAAGAAGUUGAGGGUAAAGACAACUCAGUCCUUGGUUCUGGGGAGCAGAGGGGAAGGAAUGUUGGGCAACCCAGAGACAAUAGCAAGCACGUUUCAAUGGCUCCUGCUUCUCCCCAGUCUCAUCUAGGGAGUUCCAUAGGCUAGAAGAAGGUGGGGAUUUAGACUGGCUUAAAUUCUGAGUCUUUUCUAUACCUCUUCUGCUCCUAUGAUGUGAUUCUCAAAAGCCACAUGUGGAGGAGGUUGGUGGGGGACGAGAAGCCAGAAAUGAAGAAUACCACCCCAUAAGGACUUCUCUCACCCAAGUAUUUUUGAAACACGUGGAGGCAGAAUCAACGCUGUUAUCCUGCAAAAGAUGUCCCUUCAUAUGUUCUCUGCAGAGGAAGCCAAUAUACUGGUCCUCCAGUUAAUAUCCCUCCAGCUACCUGUCCUGGUGAUGGUCUUACCAGGUAGGGAUGGAUAGAAUAUGUUGGCUUCCUGCAGUUCUGUACCUCACCACUUCAUUCACUGCUGAAGUCCAGUUGGCUCUUAGUAGGCUGAGCAAGCAGGAGAGGGACAUACAAGGACCACCCGAGUCAUUUGCCAGAGUAUAGGAGCUCUAGAAGAAUGGGCCAUAGACUGCCAGACCAGCCAAGGAUAGUUCUAGAACCCUGCCUCGAUGUCACUCCUGUUUGUUUCAUUGUGGUUUCAGGGAGUGAGUGAGCCAGCGUGAACAUCCACAUUCAUCUUGCCCAGCUCAGCCUGUUCUUGCAUCAUAAAGUAACUAUUAUGGGUAGUAGUAUUUGGAUUGGCGACAUAACCCGCUGAGGAGGAGCUCACACUCCCCUGUCAUUAGGAGGACACUGAGGCCCCAGGUUAGCCCACUGGCAGGCAUGCACACUCUCUUCAGCUCUGAGCUAGAGAUCUGGCAGGUCCAGGGAGAGGAUUCUGUAUUCUACUUUGUAGCACAGUCCAGCCAAUGAGCAGUAGCCACUCCCAAUGUGAGCUCACCUCUUUGUGACAUCGAUAGCCUGCUCACAAGCAAAAACAAGUCGUUUGCUAAUCACCAAUAGCAAGGCAAAAUUCAAACCUUCUUUGUAUGUGGCCAUGGGUUGCUAUGUGCUAACUUGCCAGUUCAUCUUCCCUCCCCUCCCAAGCUGAUGCUCACCUGAAGUGCCACCACUGGAGAGACUGAAGCAGGAAGGGUCGCGAGUUCAGGAGUUCAAGACCUACCUGGGAAACAUAAUAAAACUAAUCUUAAAAACAAAUCUAAGCUGAGUAACUUGGCCACGUUUCAUGUGCUGAGGAGUCACCAGCUCCCUGGCUGCCAGCUUCCUCCAUUGCCUAGAAUCUGGGACAGCUUUAAAGAGGUAGCUCCACAUGUGACAUGCCGUGUCUUGUGCCCUAAGCUGGGUUUGUUCAGGUAGCCUGCAAACCCUAGUGGCUACUGGCUAUAGCAAAAUGGAGCUUUUCACAGGUCAUCCAGGGCCUAGCAGUUUGCUUUGUCUAACCGUCUGUUUCCUCAAAGAAAACUUCACAAGCAGGCUUCCAAGAACAGCAAGCACUUACUCAUCUCUCUCUUAGCCUUUCUUAUGGAUGUGAACUGUGCUGUGGGUAAAUCAUUUGUAUUUCUUGAAUGUUCUGUAUGACUAACAGGUAUUAAGUCACUGGGUAUAUGUAUAACUAAUGUAACUGCCUUUUAAAUUUUCAUUACAAUAAAAUGACUUUGCUCUGAAA
Molecule: messenger RNA, 6514 nt
Organism: Mastomys coucha (southern multimammate mouse)
Lineage: Eukaryota; Metazoa; Chordata; Mammalia; Rodentia; Muridae
Gene: Arnt2
Product: aryl hydrocarbon receptor nuclear translocator 2
Exons: 19
Coding region: 308-2377 (689 amino acids)
Biological process (GO): regulation of transcription by RNA polymerase II
Cellular component (GO): nucleus; transcription regulator complex; cytoplasm
Molecular function (GO): RNA polymerase II cis-regulatory region sequence-specific DNA binding; protein dimerization activity; DNA-binding transcription factor activity, RNA polymerase II-specific
Source: RefSeq, a predicted model, not a curated record